UCAAGUGAUAAAUUUGAUCAUUGGCCAUUAGUGCAUAGUGCGUGGACGUCUCUUCUUGAAAAUGGUCAAAUACUUGGUUUUUUUGGCGCUCUUUGCCUUUGCGGCUGGCGACUUGGCGGAUUUCAAGAAAUGCAGCGAAUCACCAGACGAUAUGUGCGUCAUCAACGAGGUCCGUGUGACCCCCUGCAAGAAAGCCAGCUCGUGCAGACUGAAGUUGGGAACCAUUUCAUCUAUCAGCUUUGAUAUGACACCUGGAUUCUCUGCAUCCAAAUUGAAGACCGGCCUCUUCUGGGCGAGUAACAACGGCGAUGUGCCCUUCCCUGAUCUCUUUGAAGCAGAUGCUUGUCAGUACACCGGCUGCCCAGUAGAAGCUGGCAAGCAACAGACCUUCGAUUACAGCUUGCGGCUGGGAAAGAAAUUGCCAUCUGGUAAAUACCUCUUCAAGUUCAAGGUUUGGGACGAACAGAACCCAAACAUGAUUUGCUGUUUCAAAACCAAUGUUGAACUGAGAAAAUAAAUAUAUUUUUGAAUAUUUAA
Zerene cesonia (dogface butterfly) is the source of this 537-nucleotide messenger RNA. Its product is annotated as MD-2-related lipid-recognition protein-like. Gene Ontology annotation, molecular function: sterol binding. Gene Ontology annotation, biological process: sterol transport. Lineage: Eukaryota; Metazoa; Arthropoda; Insecta; Lepidoptera; Pieridae. The record is from RefSeq and is a predicted model, not a curated record. The transcript has 4 exons. The coding region runs from base 62 to 517 and encodes 151 amino acids.